AUGCAGGGUAUUUUGGUACUAUGUUUGACGCUUACAUGCGCUUUUGCGGCGGAAACUGAACGCCCAUCACCCUUCCAGUUUAUCACGACAACUUCUCGUUAUAAUCCGGCUUUGUAUUACAAUUUUGGAAGAUACACGACGACUGCUUCUGAUAAUUCUGGUCGGUAUAAUCCUGGUCGCUACGACCCCGAGCGUUAUAACUCUGGACGCUAUGAUGCAGGUCGUUACGACCCGGGUAAAUACGACCCCGGUCGUUAUGAUCCUAGUAAAUAUGACAAAUCUGGGCGUUACAUUCCUGACGAUUCUGGCAAAUAUAAUGGUGAUCGCGGAGACCGUGGUGGUGCCGGUGGUUUCUAUACUGGUUCCGGUACUGCGGGUGGCCCUGGAGGUUUCUACACAGGUUCCGGUACUGCGGGUGGCCCGGGAGGUUUCUACACAGGUUCCGGUACUGCGGGUGGCCCAGGAGGUUUCUACACAGGUUCCGGAACUGCAGAUGGCCCAGGAGGCUUUUACAAUCCACAAGGGGAUAAUGGCUCUUCCGACGGCGGACGUGGUGGAUCGGAUGGAACUUACGAUGGAAAUGCUUUCACUGGAUCUGACAACAGCGGUACCACUAAUACUGUUUCUUCGUUUCCGUCAACAAUCACCGAAUUCGCCGCAACACCCACAAAAGCGCCUCAACCUACUACAACACUUUCCCCUAGUCCUUCUCCAUCUUCCAGUCCGUCACUGAGCCCAUCAACAAGUCCGAGUUCAUUUCCUGAGUACAGUUCAACAACAACGCCUGUACCUAGGCAACCACCGCUAGUUGCGAUAAUAAGUAAAAUGAAUAAGGGUAAAUAUGAAUAUAAAUAUGGUAUUAUCCGUUUAGAAAAUGAUUAUCUGCCUCCCGAUGGAUAUCACUACCUUUAUGAAACUGAGAACACAAUUCUUGCUGAGGAAUCUGGGAAAGUCGAAAAAAUUGAUAAUGAAAACUAUGGUACAAGGUCGAGAGGAUUCUAUCAAUUCGUUGCUCCCGACGGAGUUACUUAUAGAGUUGAUUACACUGCAGAUGAGCGUGGUUUUAUACCCGUUCGCACUCGUAUACCUUAG
Parnassius apollo (apollo) is the source of this 1092-nucleotide messenger RNA. NCBI's taxonomy places the organism in Eukaryota, Metazoa, Arthropoda, Insecta, Lepidoptera, Papilionidae. The record is from the annotation of a GenBank genome assembly.